Messenger RNA from Colletotrichum higginsianum IMI 349063, 618 nucleotides. RefSeq lists its product as uncharacterized. The transcript is spliced from 2 exons. The coding region runs from base 1 to 618 and encodes 205 amino acids. The record is from RefSeq and is a predicted model, not a curated record. Gene Ontology annotation, biological process: endoplasmic reticulum to Golgi vesicle-mediated transport. NCBI's taxonomy places the organism in Eukaryota, Fungi, Ascomycota, Sordariomycetes, Glomerellales, Glomerellaceae. Gene Ontology annotation, cellular component: cytoplasm; nucleus; TRAPP complex.
AUGGCGACCGCAAUCCCCUCGAUAGCCUGCAUAGGCAUCAUCGGCCGCAACAACAACCCUCUCCACAUCCAGAUCUUCCCCUCGCACAACCCCUCCACAAACACCUUCGCGCCGAUCCGCACGCCGCUCCAGUUCUCACUCCUGCUCUCCUCGACCCUCGACAUCUUCGAGCUCCGCCACGGCGGCGGCGGCGGCAACGCCGCCUCCGGGAACGCCGCCGCCGUCGCGGGAUCCAGCGGCACGGGCCUCUCGGGCGAGGUUGGUCUCCUGCACGCCGUCGACGAGCGCCUUGCCGCCUACGGGUGGGAGACCAACACGGGGGUCAAGAUCGUCGUCGUUGUGGAUAUGCGCGGGCGCCGCGUUGCGGGGGGCGGGAGCGCGGCUGCCGAGGCCGCGGCCAAGGGGCGGGGUGCCGUCGGACUGCGUGAGCAGGAGCUGCGGGUCGUCUUCCGGGCGGUGCAGAGCGCGUACGUGCGGCUGCUGCAGAACCCCUUUUAUGAGCCCGACGAGCAUUCUCCCGUGUCAGGGCGGGGCGGGCGGGUGAUCAAGAGCAAGAAGUUCGAGGGGGAGGUCAGGAGGAUCGGGGAGGCGUGGACGCCUGGGGUCACAAACCUCUAG